Pedinophyceae sp. YPF-701 is the source of this 3024-nucleotide messenger RNA. The record is from the annotation of a GenBank genome assembly. Lineage: Eukaryota; Viridiplantae; Chlorophyta; Pedinophyceae.
AUGGAGGCCGUGCGGCAAAUCCUCGACCGCGUGCUCGGCCUCUCCCAGAGCCUCGGUGGCCUAGCAGCGCCUCUGUCCGGCUGCCUCCACAUCGUGAAGGGGGCGCUCGACCUGUGCUUGUCGCUCAGAGAGCAGCACGAAGGUAUCAAGGCGCUCGCAGCCAACCUCCCAGGCGUUGCGAGGGUCCUUGGUGACCUCGCUUGCACCGAUGGCAUCCACGAGAGCGACUCGCUGGCAGCGGCUCUGAAGACCCUGGAGGAAGCGCUGAACUCCUGCCACACGCUGCUCCGGGAAUGGGAGCGCACGGGCAAGGUCAAGAAGGCAGUGAAGAGCUGGGAGCUGCAGCUGGCGGGCGCCACAGGCCAAGUGUCAAUCGCGCUGAAGCUGAUCUCCGCGAGCGGCGUCGGCCUGACGCAGGAGACGCGCGCCGAGGUCAUGCGGAUGCGGAAGGACCUGCUGUGCGUCAUCAGCGGUGUGGAGCAGCUGCUGAGUGCCGCGUGCCACAACAGCCAGCAGCUGGACGUGCUGGUGGGGCAGGUGGCGCAGCUGCAAGCGAGGUCUGGGGGCAUGAGCUACGAGCGGCUUGAGGUCGUGGCGGCCGAGCUUCGGAGCGCGGUGCCCAACGAGGUCGAGCGCAUCAUGGAGCGUCAUUUGAUGAAGGCACGGGCGAAGGACGAGGAGCGGCAUGCGAGGAUGGUCGGCACGAUCGUGCACGAGGUCGUCCAGGUGAUCAAGCGCGCUGGGGUCGGGGCGCGUCCGGUGCAGGCUUCAGAGCUGCGCGGUGCAUUGGAAGGCAUCAUGGACGAGCGGCUGGAGCCGAUGAUUCAGAGAGUGAUGCAGCAGAGCAUGGCGAGCGAGUGGCAGAGGGCGAUGGAGCAGAUGGUGCUGCGUGUGCUGGCUGGCAUGAACGAACAGCGCGAGCACUUGCUCAUGCAAAGCAACCCAGAGAACAAAGCACAGGUCGAGCAAGCCAUCGCGGAUGCGAAAGGGUGCGUAUUCGCUCGCAAGCGGCGCGUGGAGAUGCGCACCAGAGCACCCAGAAUCCCGUCGUCCGAGGUCGUGCUGGGCGAUGACUUGUCGUAUAGCGGCGGCAGCGCGAUCGUCAAGCACGGGACGUGGACGCCACAUCCCGGCGUGUCUAUUCCCGCCGCUGUCAAAGUGCUGGGGACUCGCGACAUCGGCGACACGGCAAAGCAGACCUACCUGCGCGAGGCAGAGGUGUUGUUCCGCGCGCUGGCGCGCAGCGACCGUGUCUGCCGGCUGUACGGCUACGUCGACGAUCCUGCCGCGGGCCACGUGCUGCUGGUGAUGCGCCAGUACGAGGGGUCGGUGAUGUCGCUGAUCGCGAAGGCGGACGGGCGGCCGAUGGACCUGCGAGACAUGACGCGCGUGCUCGUGGACGUGGCACAGGCGCUGGUCGACAUGCACGCCAUGGGCCUGGCCCAUAUGGAUGUCAAGCCGCACAACGUGCUGGUCGACGAGAGCGGGAGGGCGGUGCUGGCGGACUUCGGGCUGGCGCGCUUCGGGGCGACGAUGGCGCAGCCGUCGCUGCCGUCGCUGCCCACGAAAGUAGAGAAUGCCCGCACGAACCUGUACGCUGCGCCUGAGCAGUUCACGAUCAAGCUCAAGCAGCACAGGGGCCCGGCGUCGGACGUCUGGGCGUACGCGGCGAUGGCGCACCACAUGAUGACGGGGCGCAUGCCGUUCGAGGGGCAGUUCGAGAACGAGCACGACAUCAGGGAGCUGGUGCUGGAGGGGGAGGCGCUGGAGAUCCCGGGAGGGGUGUUUUGUUCGCAGCUCGAGGAGGCGCUGCGCAGCUGUCUCGUCAAGGACCCGAGCAAGAGACCGGCGGCCACGACCCUUUUGCGGGCGGCGGAGGCGCAGCUUCAUCUGAUGGGGGAUGCCCCGUCAGACCUGGAUGGGGUGGAUGACGAUGCGCACGCGUCGCACUCCGGGAGGCAAGGCGUUGUGCGAGAGCAGUCUGGGGCGACCGAGAUGAUGGACGCCGGCGGCCCGGUGCACGCGCCUGAGCUGCGCGCGGCGAACCUUGACCUGCAGCAGCGCUCGCCCGUCGCGAGGCCGCCGGCGAACGGCACCGCCAGCCGCCAGGACAUAUCCGAGGACGAGCGCGUCGCGCAGCUCCAGAACAUGGGCUUCUCGCGGCUCGACGCGGAGGACGCGGUGGAGUUGCAUGGCGCGAAUCUGGACGCGGCGGCGGACUGGAUCCUGUCGGGCGGGCCGCAGAGGCUGGCGCAGGGGGGCGCGUCGCACACGCAUGCGACGGCGUGGGUGGAAGACGCGGCGGUUCUGGGCGCAGACCUGGACACGGCGGUGGGCUGGAUCCUGUCGGGCGGCCCGCAAGGGGCGCAAGAGGGCGACAGCGGGGCGCAGGCGGCGGGGCGCGAGCGGCAGCCCAGCGACGCGGAGGUCACGCAUGACUCGGGCGACAGUGAUGGUGAGUCUUUGGAGUCGCUUGCGGGGGCGUUGGUGGCGGGCGGAGAGACGGGGACAUGGCGGAGGGCAAGCCCCACGGAUCGGCUCAAGCUCGAGUUCGACGCGUUGUCGUGCGACCCGGGCAGUGACCACAUGGAGCAACCCUACAUGCGCAUUUUCCUGCUGAACGGGGAGGGGGGUCGUAUUAGCAAGACGCCGAAGCGCACUCCGGCCGCCGCUGAACGUGUCGACGACGGCGAGUGGCGCCUUGACCACGCCGUCGCCCUGAACAUUUCCCUGCGCAGCCUGUCCAGCAUGCCGGGCGCGGUGGUGCUGCUUGAGGUGAUGCAUCUCAAGCAGCGCAGAUCGAAGGGACAGAAGGAGUCGCUGCGCGCGUGGACUUUCAUCCGGGUCCAGGACGUGCUGCGGGCGCUCCUCUACGGGGAGGAGUACGAGGUACAACAUGGAACAAUGGACCUGGCGUUGUACCGGAAGCCGUCGGACCCGACGCUGCGGAGGCUGCACCGCAUGUCAACGAAGAAGUACGCGAACCAGCUGACCGUGUGUGUUGGCGUAGACGGCAGCUCUUGA